AUGGGCAAGAAAAUUGUAUUUAAUAUAAGCAGUGAUUUCCAAUUAAAGGCAUUAUUAGGCGAGGGUGCAUAUGGUAUAGUUUGUAGCGCAAUCCACAAACCAACAGGAGAACUAGUAGCCAUUAAAAAAAUCGAACCAUUUUCAAAACCGUUAUUCAGUUUACGUACGCUAAGGGAAAUCAAAAUAUUAAAACAAUUCCGACAUGAGAAUAUCAUUUCUAUAUUUGAUAUACAGAAACCAUCGAGUUUUGAAGAAUUUAAUGAAGUUUACAUAAUCCAAGAGUUGAUGCAAACUGAUUUGCAUAAGGUGAUUUGUACACAAACCUUAAGUGACGAUCACAUCCAAUAUUUCACAUAUCAAAUCUUGAGAGCAUUAAAAACACUCCACGGCAGUAAUAUCAUUCACAGAGAUUUGAAACCGUCCAAUUUAUUAAUCAACUCCAAUUGCGAUCUUAAAGUUUGCGAUUUCGGCUUAGCAAGAAUAGAUGGUAGUGAUAGUAGGGUCAAUACUGAUGAGUUGAAUAUGAAUAUGACAGAAUAUGUUGCCACUAGAUGGUAUAGAGCACCAGAAGUUAUGUUAACCGCAUCCCAAUAUAGUAAAUCGAUAGAUAUCUGGUCAUGUGGGUGCAUCUUGGCCGAGUUAUUUUUAAAAAGACCAUUGUUCCCGGGGAAGGAUUACAGACAUCAAUUACUAUUAAUGUUUGAAGUGUUGGGGACACCGAGAGGCGAAACGUUAUUGAAAAUACCAAGUAAAAGAGCUAGGGAAUACAUUGGUAGCUUACCACAGUACAAUCCAAUUGAUUGGAUGGAAAUACUACCCAAAAAUGUGAAUCCUAUGGGUAUUGAUCUAUUGGCCAGAAUGCUAUGUUUUGACGCUGACAAAAGAAUAUCAGCAACUGAUGCAUUGAAACAUCCGUACUUGGCUAAUUAUCAUGAUCCAAAUGACGAACCUGAUGGGCACCCAAUAUCUAGUGAUUUUUUUGAAUUUGACUACUUUAAAGAUCGGUUAAGUACGAAAGAUUUGAAGAAGCUCUUAUGGAACGAAAUAUUUAACUAA
Messenger RNA from Saccharomycodes ludwigii, 1056 nucleotides. It is a transcript of the gene FUS3, whose product is annotated as mitogen-activated serine/threonine-protein kinase FUS3. Gene Ontology annotation, biological process: protein phosphorylation; intracellular signal transduction. The record is from RefSeq and is a predicted model, not a curated record. Lineage: Eukaryota; Fungi; Ascomycota; Saccharomycetes; Saccharomycodales; Saccharomycodaceae. The transcript has a single exon. Gene Ontology annotation, cellular component: nucleus; cytoplasm. Gene Ontology annotation, molecular function: MAP kinase activity; ATP binding. The coding region runs from base 1 to 1056 and encodes 351 amino acids.